UCAAAAGGCAGAGCUCGCGGUUGUGCGGGCCGAGUCUGGGCCCGGCGCCGACUUUUUGGCAGCGCGCUAUCGGGUCAGCUGCAGGGCUCACUCUCGAGGCUCCUCGCUGCUCUACCCAGGUCUCCGAUCUCCUCGGAGCUCAGCCGGGGCCCAGCCUCCGCGAGGGAGCGGAAGGCGGAGACCGCGAGACUGGCCUGGAGGACGAAGGCGGGCGCGCGUGGGCGUGGGGGACGCAGUGAUGUCCACCGGCUCGGUGAGCGACCCAGAGGACAUGGAGCUGCGGGGGCUGCAGCGGGGGUACCCGGUUCCUGCCUCCAAAAGGCCGCCCCUCCGCGCCACGGAGCGCAGCUAUAUCUCGCCCAGUGACAACUCGUCCGCGGAGGAGGAAGACCCCGAUGGCGAGGAGGAGCGGUGCGCCCUGGGUGCGGCGGACAGCGCGGGGGGCUGCAAGAGGAAGAGGCCCCGCGUGGCUGGGGGCGGCGGCGGCAAGAAGCCCCUCCCGCCCAAGGGCUCGGCGGCUGAGUGCAAGCAGUCGCAGCGGAACGCGGCGAACGCCCGCGAGCGCGCCCGGAUGCGCGUACUAAGCAAAGCCUUCUCCAGGCUCAAGACCAGCCUGCCCUGGGUACCCCCCGACACCAAACUUUCCAAGCUGGACACGCUCCGGCUGGCUUCCAGCUACAUCGCGCACCUGCGGCAGUUGCUUCAGGAGGAUCGCUACGAGAACGGCUACGUGCACCCGGUGAACCUGACGUGGCCAUUUGUGGUCUCUGGACGACCCGACUCUGACACCAAAGAAGUUUCCGCAGCCAGCAGACUGUGUGGGACCACUGCUUAGAUCGAAUUUAAACUCACUCGAUGGGAUUACUGCUUAAACACUUAUGAUUGGGGUACCGGACAGAAGGGAGACUGCGUGAGAACCCCCAGAGAAUGGGAAGAAAGUUCCAUUGGAUUCUCCUACACACACCCCACCCCCCGAACUGUGAACACCACAGACAGGUGGCUGGUGUGUGUGUGGGGGGGAGGGGGGCAGAGCCCGAGCGUCGGCGGCGUGGCUGUCAUCGAGGGGAGCCCAUGGCUACAGCUGCUGCGGAUCUGGGCCACCACACCUUACCUCUCCAGAAAGAGCCUCCUUCCGUCUGGGGAGCGCGCACCCAGACCCAACUUCGGGCUUCAGCAGUAGACUAACCCCUCCACACUCCCUUCAGAGCCCAGCGCCAAGCCGCCUCGGGUUAGUUUCCAAGCUGAGCCAGAUAUUCACAUUAGACGUGAGGGCAGGACUCUGCACCGCCCGGUCCUUCAUGGUUAGGCAUGGUCAGAACUCGCUCUCCAUGAUGAUUGGCUUCAAAGACAGAAGUCUUACGUGAAACCCACAACGGGCAGGUUUUUAAGUUGCAGAGAGGAGAGUGGAUACCUGGGCGGGUUUGGUAUCCCUGUGGGAGCCGGCUCUGCCCGGAGCGCUCCGGCCGCGCAACCUCCCAGCUGCAGGCAGGGCCCUCGCUCCCGCCCCUUCCUAGCCAGGCUUUGGUCUAGCCUCCACCCGAACCUUCUAGGCUGGAGCCUCCACCCCCACCCCCAGGCUCCGGUCUCCUUCGGCCUCCCCCUAAUCCCUCUUCCUACACCUCCUUGCAGACCCGCCUGUGACUGCUGACUGUCCCCACCUGACCCUCCUCCUCAAGCUCCGGUCACCCCGUCUUCCAACACCACCUCCCUUGCCCACGUUCCUUCUCCCUCUGAGCCGCUGAGUCUGUUUGGUAUUUAGUGACCCUGCCCGGGGGGAACGCACCGCUGCGGGAGGCUGCACUGCCAUAGGAAUUA
This is a messenger RNA of Rhinolophus ferrumequinum (greater horseshoe bat), 1815 nucleotides long. It is a transcript of the gene MSC, whose product is annotated as musculin. The coding region runs from base 239 to 835 and encodes 198 amino acids. The transcript has 2 exons. Gene Ontology annotation, molecular function: DNA-binding transcription factor activity, RNA polymerase II-specific; RNA polymerase II transcription regulatory region sequence-specific DNA binding; protein dimerization activity. The record is from RefSeq and is a predicted model, not a curated record. NCBI's taxonomy places the organism in Eukaryota, Metazoa, Chordata, Mammalia, Chiroptera, Rhinolophidae. Gene Ontology annotation, biological process: skeletal muscle tissue development; regulation of transcription by RNA polymerase II.